Molecule: messenger RNA, 8425 nt
Organism: Marmota monax (woodchuck)
Lineage: Eukaryota; Metazoa; Chordata; Mammalia; Rodentia; Sciuridae
Exons: 4
Coding region: 2805-3791 (328 amino acids)
Source: RefSeq, a predicted model, not a curated record
UCCUCUGCUGGUGGCAGAAGAUGCGGGUGAGGAAUCCGAAGUGGGGGCUGGACUCGCUGGGAACAGAGUGCAUCCUUCUCUGUGCUGAAAUGCCAGGGUCAUGGGCAAAGUCCAAAGAAGCCAUUAGAAUUGAGACCGGUCCCCAGCCAACAGUCAGCAAGAGAACGGGACCCCGGUCCCACGGCCACAAGAAGCUGAGCUGGCAACCCACUGGGGACGUAGGAAAGUGGAUUCUCCCCAGAGCCUCCAGAGCACAGCCUGGGCCUUGACUCUGGCCUUGUGAGGCCCAAAGAGAACCCAGUCGAGCCCUCCCAGAUUCCUGACCCCAGCACAUCUGAGUGGGUCCAGGAAAGACCCCAGGAGACACAGGAAGGACUCAGGCAAGAUCCUGGGGGCUCUCGGGACCAGUUGCAUGAGAAGCAAGGUCAAGGACCUGCAGCAGCUGCCAACCUUCUCGAUGACUCUGGAGGACGGGCCUGGCCUCCCCCAGGACGGGCGCCAUUGAAAGGCUGUGCUUGUGACCUUGCUGCCCUCUUUUCCUGAGCAGGGCCCUUGAUCAAGCCUCUGCAGCAAGACCUCAUUGACCCGCAGACGCACAGGGCCCUGCGCGCAGAGGCCCCUGGUUAAGCCUCCGCCGCCACAUCUUGAAACUCGCCGUCGUUUCCGAGUCAGGGCCUGCACUUUCUCUGCGCCUGGCCCUGCAGAUUCUGGAGCAGCCCUGACCUGUGUCCUUGUCUGCAGAGUCUCAGCAGGAGGGAGAAUGAACGCACCCAUCUUCCCGGCGGAAACCUGUGGGCACCUCUGACCCAGGGAUCGGGCACCAGGCACAGGGUUUGGUGCUUGGUCGAUUCUUUCAAAGCAUCUGAAGUCACCCUGGGGACGGGGCUGGGGGUCCUCCUCUUGGCCUUUACAGGCCUCAAUCCCGUUGGUUUCUGCAAAGUAGGGAUGACCCCAGCUGGGGCUGUCUCUUUCUGGUGGUCCAGCUGUGAGCCUCGGGGUGCAGGCCGUCACCUCAGGACCGGUAGCGCAAAGCCACCUGUUCAGUGGUGAACAGAGUCUGGACCGUGGGGUGAAGGGAACCAAGGUCUCGACAGGACAGCAGCAGCUCCCACGCAGGUCCGUGCCUGUCCCACCCCCGGCCAGACGGUGGCCUCUCAGCUCUGUGACCUUGCUGCUGCGAGUCAUGGGACAGGGGUGCAGGUGACGGACACCACCACAGGUUGGGAGUUAAUGCUGGCCUUGACCUUCAUGGGACCAGUCGAGAGGGAAUCAGGUGUCCACUGCAUGUGAUGAGCGUCGCAGAUACCGGAGUCCCCUUCAUGUGCCCUCAGCAUGACCACUGGGCACACAGCCCAGGCUUCCACUGCAGUCCUUAAUCACCUUGCCCGAGCCUCCUCUGUCCGGUAUAGAGGCCACGGGGGCCGGGCCCAGAGGGAGCGCAACGCCCAGCUCUGGACUCCCUCAGCGGGCAAAGCUCUGCUCCCGUCUCACUCCUCUGCUCGUUUGCUAUGUUCUGUGGGGUCCUGCUAUGGUUUGGCUGUGACUUGUCCCCUAAGUGGUGGAGGCUUGGUCCUCAGUGUGGCUGUACUGAGGUGGUGGAAGCCAAGAGGUGGGAGUGGUGAGGUCCCCGGGUGCUGCUCUUAGGAAGGGAUUGACACAGUUCUCGUGGGACCCAGUUAGUUCUGCGGAGAGUGAAUUGUGGUAAAUGGCAAGCCUGGCCCUUGAAUCUCUCUCUGGCUUUCUGUCAUGUCAUGCCAUCUCUCCCUCUUGCAUGCUUACCAGCCAUGAUGCCAUCGGCCGGGAUGUGACCCAAAGGGGCCCUCAUCAGAAGCCAACCUAUGGGCUUCCCAGGCUUGGACUUUCAGCCUACAAAGAUUUCUACCAACUUCCAGGGUUGGACUUUUCUUUAUAAAUCACUCAGCCUUGGGUGUUUUGUUAUAGCAAUGGAAAACAUACUGAUACAGAUCUCUUCUUAAACACACAAUCAGAACUUAAAUCCUCAUCUCAGGACCUGUUUCUAGGGAACCUUCACCAUGAAUGGCCUAUAUUUCACCUUCAUGGCCUCACAGGAGGACUACCAGGACUGUCCUCCUGGGGCUCUUUCCUUCGGGUGCUGUUAGCAGUGUUAGUUCCUGGGGAGUGGAGGUAGCUGAGUCUGCUGGCGGCCACCAAACCCGUUGACCCUUCUUCCUGGGAGCACAUCUAGAAAACCUCUCCCAGGCUGCCUGGUGAGAAGUGGCCCCACUGCCUGCCUUCUGGCUGGCAGGAUGUGAGCAUUAGUGACUUCACCUCUUGCAGGCCCAGGUGGUGGAAAGUCCCACAACCCAUUCUCCGUCCUCUUUCCUCUUCUAGCUUAACACAGACGAAAGCUACAACCCCGGGGAGACACACUUCUGACCUGGCCGAGCUGCCCAUAGAGGCAGCCUGGGUCCAAAUCACCGAAGGGAGGAGAAGCAUUUGCUGGUGAAGAUCCUGGCCACAUGCAGAUGUUUCAGGAGGAAGGAAACCCCGCUGUUUGAGUCUUGGGGUUCAUUUGUCACAGCAGCAAGCCUUAGCAAGGCAGAGGGCGAGAGGCGGGGUCUUGGUGCUUCCUGUUCUCAUUGUCUGAGUGUCCUGAGCACACAGGCCCUUUAAUCUCACUGCAGACUGGCUGCCUAUAAGAAUCAUUAUCCCCAUUUUAUGGAUGAGGAAACUGAGGCUCAGAGUCACAUGGCUAGGAGGAGACCGAAAGGGAAUUCAACCUGACUCCAAAGCCAGUUUGCAGUACAGAUAAAGGCCCCACAUCUUUCUAAUUCCCUCUCUAGAUGCCCUUGUCCUGCAUCCCAACCCCCUCACACCUCUCCCAUGCCACUGCCAAUGGCCAGGAUCUGCCUAUGGGCCUGGGGGCAUCUGGGGCUGAUAUCAGGAAGCUAGGGAAUGUCUUAGUCAAUCUCCUCCCCUCCUCUUCUUUAGGCCACGGUUCCUGCUGCAGGGAGGACUCCCACUGUCAGCUAAGAAAGAAGCAGUCCCCACUCUGUCUCUGUGUGACAGGGUGUGGGAUUUCCAAACCCAGCUAUUCCUGUGGUCGGGGGUGGCUGAGAGGCAUGAUGAGGUAUCAGCCAGGAGCCCUGAGAGACGAUCGUCCAAUUGAGAAAGAAAGCCAAGGUGUGGACUCCAGGUCAGACACAGACGGGGAGGGCAGGUCGGAGGCCCAGAUGCCACACGCAGGCCCCAGCUUCUCCAGCUGCCUCUGCCGAGCAAGAGGAGAGUCAAGGCCCAGCAGGUGCAGCCAGCCACAUCUAGCUCCUGGGGGAGUCCCCGUAGGCCUGGACUUGUGCUGUGCCCUGGACCUGCAUGCACCCACUUGUGCCCUGGACAAAGGCAGCCUGGCAGCUUUGAGCUUCCAAUGCUCACUCCGCGCCUCCUCUAACUCCUGCCGAUCCUCCAUCCCUCCCCCGCGACCUCCCUCUCCCUCACAUCCUCACCCAUCCUUCCUCCAGGACCCCACGGUCCCCUUGCCCCCUGCACUGGCUCCCCUCCCCCACCCCUCCUCCCUGCCCCGCCUGCUCCCUCUUCCUCUGCCCGGCUGCCUCCCCUGGGCAGGGCCAUCCGCCCCACGUGUUGGCCUCUGGCUCUUGGUUGGGUUAUGGCGUAUAAUUUGCGCCUUGAGGAUAAAGAUAAUAAUAGUUACAUUUAUUGGGCACUUGCCUGGAGCAACCUCUGCCCUGAACCUGCUCAGUGUGUCGCCUCAUUUCAGUCCCACCCCACCCCCACCCGCCCCACGCCCCUGGAGAAGGGUGCUGCGGCCGUGACUCCUCUCCUGUGGGUGAGAAGUUGGGCACGGAAGGAUGGGGCAGCCACCCAGCAGCCCCCAGGGGUGGCAGGAAGAUGGAGCCAAGCCCUGCACCCACAGCCCCACACCAACUGCUCUCUGGACCUGCCGGGGCCAAAAGGGCCCCUCGGCAUCAGGUGGGGCACAGGUGGAGGCAGGACAGAGAAAUCAGGCUGCGGGAGGUAUUUGGGGCUGACCCCGGAGACCCCACAAAGAAGACCAGGGGAUGUGAUCAACGGGCGCCUGUUUUUAUUUCCAUAAGAUCGGCCAUUCCCUCUCGGGAAGCAGCAACCCUCGGGCCCCACAGACCCCUGGGUCAGAAACCAGGCCACUGGGCAUCGGGGCCUGGAGAUUAUCCCAGGACGUGUGGCACAACAGACACUCGAUCCUGUUGGGCCAAGAGUGACACUAAAUAUAGGGACAGAGGCCCUGAGGGCAGGGCAAAGUCUGAGAGGCCAGCUGGCCGGCCAGGAGGGCCCAGGGCAGGCCAUGCGUCGGCCCGGUCAGCCUUGUCCCAGGAGUCCAGGCUGGCAGGGCCUGGCAGAUGGAGGGCAGCCACCCUCAGGGCAUGCCUGGCGGUCGUGGGCGCUGGGCCUGGGUGCCUGGGUCACACGCUCUCCGGGGCCAGGCCAGGAACUAUGACGGUGCAGUUUGUCGGGGAUGGCCGACUUCCAUGGCAACGAGAGAACCGGGAAGUAAGGGAGGAGAAGAAAGAAGGACCUGGCCCACGUUAGCCAUGGGAACCUGCAAACACGUCCGAGGCACGGAGCCCCCAUCUCCCAGGGCAGCAGGAGUGGACGAAGGAAGGCCUGACCGCCUCAAGCCCUCGCCCUCCUCACCCGGUGGCAGUGCGCGCCAGGGUCCCCGAGCUUCCUGGGGGGCAGGUCUCACUGGCGCCUGCUCCAGGCCGAGUGUGUGCACGAGUGUGCCCCUGUAUCCAGCGCAGCCGCAGGCGCGCGUGCCCAUUGGACCUGCGCAGUGGGCAGUUAUUGCGAAACCAUCUGCCACGAAGCUCGAGUCCCAAGAUUCACAGACUCUUCCAAAAUAAUUAUCCCAUUUUUAAAUGUCUGCAUUUGGAAUACUUAGGCAGGCAGAUUUGAAUUCCCACUGGUUCCCAACUGGCAUUGUGCUCUCAGAGAGCCAGGCUCCGGGGACAGCAGGUUACCGCCACUCUGCAGGUUCAGAGGCGCUGAGUUCAGAGUGUAGUGCUCGUAACAGCGCCAUAGUGCAGUCUUUCCUCCACUUCUCAGGGAUCCAGAGAGGGGAAAAGUUGGCCCAGGUCACAUGGAACUUUCCAGAAGGGCCAAGACCAGCACACGGGUCAGGCCCAAGUGCUUUCCAUCAUGUCAGGUGUCCCUUGCGUGUGUAGCUGUCAGUUUUCAGAACACACACGUGCACAUACGUCAUGAUCCAGCAGCUCACACAUGUGCAUCAGCAAACACACUGGGACGAGGCGGAGAACUCAGAGAAUAAGGGAUUUGAUCUGACGUUUAAUACUUUUCUGUAAAACGGAUUCAUGCAUCGGCCAUCCUGCCAGCAGCUGGAUGCCCACCCUCUGUUCCUCCGGGGUGAGGCCAGGGUGGCCGCAGGCACCAUGGAGCACAGGUGCAGCUGAUGAGGCCCCCCAGCGUCCCCCUAUCCAGUCUAAAGAAGAACCCCCAACCUUCAAGGGGGUCACCGCGCUGCUCCUGGGUUGCUCUAACCCCGGUGAGAGGUUCCCCUGCCGGCCACCUGUGGAGUUCCUGUAGGAGGAGUGGGGGAACUGCCCCAGAGUGACAGGACAGGGCACCAGGAAGGUAAAGAGGCCCCUGGGGACGUGCCAUGGCCCUCCACCCAGCCCAUCUGCAUGGGAGGCAUCGAGAGGCAGCGACAGCCCUGCACAGGGCCAGAGCCAUGGCUCCUGCCAGGCCCCACAGCUCUGCCCCCUCCAGACUCAAGGAAGGUUUCCCCUUCCUCAACAAGAGGGCUGCUCAUGGGCUGUGAGACCGCCCAGCUCUUCACUGCCCGCUCCCUCGGUUCUCCAUGGGACACAGGCCUUGUGGCUGGGUCUCACUGUCACUGAGACUGGGCAGGGCCAGGUGGGCCUCCGUUCCUGUCCCUAACAUCAGCAUAUAACGCCUCCCUCUCUGGAUGGCCUGGCAAGUGCCCAGACCCCAGGAGGGGUGCUGGUAAGUGAGUGCUCUGCCUGUCCCUCCCAUGUCAAGGUGACAGAGUCAGGCCUCCCUCAGGACCUCGCCCGGCCCUCCACCCUGUGUUCUCAGCCCCGCCUCCCACCCAGAGCUCAGUCUGCCUUGGUGGAUAGAGUUUUGGCCUUCCUUGGAUGGCCAGGUCUGGCUGACCCUCUGUAACGCCACGUGGCUGGCCACUUAGGAUUCCCCGAGGAGCAAGGCCCAGGGUGAAAGGCUGACAGCAGGGACCCUUUGCUGGCUGCCCCCGCAGAGGUACCAGAGGGGUAGCAGCUGUGUGUCUGGCGCUGGCUCCAGAGAGACUGGACUGGGCCUGCCCCUUCCUUCCCCUCCCCCAGCUGCAGCUGGGGCUGGAGGAGGCUGGUCCAGCUCUGCCCAGGGGCCAGGUGCUGUCACAUCCAGCGGGAGAUGUAGGCCCAGCCCACAGUGACCAGUCCCCAGGGAACGCAUGAGGCUGGGCCUACCACAUUCUGGCCUUGUUGGGCCUUUCUGUCCAGUUGAAGGGCAACAGGAUGCUCCCAGCUCGGCUCUGAACAUGUUUAUGUUUAUGGAAAACCUGUCUCCAGCAGAUAACUGGGGCCUGUGGCCACUUGGGGUUUAAUGUCGUUCCCAAGAUCCCCAGGUGAUUCAGGGAAGGCAAGACGCAGCCUUGGAGAGACCAAGUGACCGGGCUGGCCACCAGAGCCAGCAGCCUCUGGGACAGUCCAGCCACAGCCCAUGGGCUACUUGAGCACCCAUGAGUCCUGGCCCGUGGGAGACGCCUUUCCCUCCGGCAGGUGGCCUGGGGAGGAAGAAGCCGCUGGGUCCCGCGGGCAGUUUGGAAUCCCACUUAAUCCCCUACGACCCCUGGAGCUCUCACUUCAGCUAUUGGAAGGGAAAACACCCAGAGACAGGGUGGGGGGCAGCUGGGGUCACACAGCAAGGGAUCCCCAGACACCAGGGCCCACGGGGGGCGCUGGGAUUGCAUGUGACAGGCCUCUUCAGCAAGGGUGGCCAAUUUGCCCAGGGCUAGCCAAGCAUGGCCACCAGGCCUGGUCCUUUUCCCAUUGGACACGCCUCCUGGGAGGAAGUGGCAGCUCACACAGGCAGUCCCAAGGAUGCCAUGGGCAGGGACAGGGGCUCGUGUGGAGGACACUUGGGAGAGUGUACGGGGGAGUGGGUUUAGAGCAGGGGGCUUCAAGGCCAGCUGAGGCCAAGGCUCUGCCUGUGCUGCCUGUCCUGCUCGUCUGUCCCAGGCUGGGCCCUUGGCAUCUAAAGUGUCAGUCAUGGCUCAGGAAGGUGCAGGCAGCUGAAAACAGCCCCGCCCCCACUUGACACCACGAUUGAUGUCCAUCCAUCUGUCUGUGGUACUGGGGGUGGAACCCAGGGGCACUUUGCCACAUGGCUACAUCGCCAGCCCUUUUAAUUUUUUAUCUGGAGACAGGGUCUUGCUAAGUUGCCCAGGCCGGCCUUGAACUUGGGAUUCUCUGGCCUCAGCCCCCCGCCCCAGUCCCUGGGAAUACAGGCGUGUGCGGCGGCACCUGGCUCAGGUCUGCUAAUUCUGAUGGACAUUCUUACAAGACCCCGCUGGCUCCCCCUUUGCACAUAUGUGCAGUAUUCCAGAGAAUGGCCCCGGCUCAGGAAGGCCUUGGGGGACCCAGGCACAGCAGGACGCACAGGAGGGGAGACCCCCAAUGCCACCCUGAGCCAGCUGCAUGGCCCAUCCUUGGGCCAGUGCCUACCAGCCACUGCUGGGUGACGAACCUCAUUCUAGGGUGCCCCCUCAUCUGGGUGCAGGGUGCACAUGAGGGUGUGGGUCAGGGUGCACUUUGACCCUUGUGGGUGGGGAGUCCAGCUUUCUCCCUGCUCACCUAGGUCCUCCCACAGCUGCCCCUUCCUCUUCCCAGGGCUUGGGGACUCUGUCUACCCUCCCCCUCCAAAGUACUGCCCAGGGCCAGGGCUCCUCUUCACCUCAGUUAUUUGAAACCAAAAUAAACUGAUAUGGAGAGGCAGCCGGGCCCGGAGCCAGGAUGCCAGGGCCCAGGGUAUCGGAUAGCGUUCCAUCAGUGGGUCAGUCGUCCCAGGGCGCGGCACUGACCUGCGGCCAGCUCCCAGGAUCCCGCUGCCCUUCCUUCUUGUGCUCUUUCCUUCCCUCCUUCCCGGAAGCGACGGCACUGUCACAGGAAAGUGUGCAGGGUCUUCAUUCCCCUUGGACCCUCCUAGGGUUGGGUCUCCUAAGAUGCCUCUCCAGUGCAUGUGCACACAUGCGCGCACGCGCGUGCACACACACACACACCCCUUUGUUCAUGGGCAUUCAGAUUAAAAUAAACACAUGAACAUGGAGAGAGGUCUGGAAGGGAGAGGCCUGGGGACUCUGGGUGUGUGUGUGUGUGGCCAGAGGCCUCUCUGGGAUUGACAGACAGCAGCAAGUCCCUUUCCCACUCUGUCC